Rhipicephalus sanguineus (brown dog tick) is the source of this 2609-nucleotide messenger RNA. Its product is annotated as aladin. The transcript is spliced from 16 exons. NCBI's taxonomy places the organism in Eukaryota, Metazoa, Arthropoda, Arachnida, Ixodida, Ixodidae. Gene Ontology annotation, biological process: nucleocytoplasmic transport. Gene Ontology annotation, cellular component: nuclear pore. Bases 113 to 1678 code for a protein of 521 amino acids. Gene Ontology annotation, molecular function: protein binding. The record is from RefSeq and is a predicted model, not a curated record.
UUACGACGGCAUCGCCGCACUUUCGCAUCUGUCAUGGCGGGAAUGUGGCGUUUUAAAGCAUGUUUUAAAGUGUAGUUUUGCUCAGCCUUUUCCGCUGCUGCAUUUCACCAAAAUGUGCUCGUUAUCGUCAUUUCCUCGACCGCCACCGAGAGGUCUCAUCACCCUCUUCGAGAAGGACGGCGACUUGCACGAAGGAAAUGAACGUGAAUGGAAAGAACUCGCGGAACGAUUUUCAGCAUAUCCACGUGUAUCCAUAGUCCGGGAGACCACAAGACACCCCGCUUUUGCAGAAAGUGCUGCUGGUGCUUUCCUUCAACAACCUGAAUCCAUUUGGAAACAAGCCUUUGUGUCAUGGCAAGAGAAAGGAUUCAUUGGCUUCUUGGAACAGUUAUCAACAUACAAUGAGUCAUCCAUUGUUUUAUCUUUAGCACGAUUUGCUGCAAAAAGUAUUCUGUUCGGCACAAGAUGGUUUUACAAGCAGGGACUGUUGUUCCCACAUCUGCUUCUGUCCAGUGAAGAUAUGUGCAAGGAGUUUUCAUUGACAUUGAACUGGAUGAGGGGCCACGUACGAGCUUUUGCCUGGCAUCCCCAGUGCCCCAAGUUUGCUGUGGCAUCACAUGGCGACAUGAUUCGUGUGUAUGCACCCAACAUGAGCAUUACACCCGUGCUGAAGCACAGGUCUCAGAGAAAUAUCACCGACAUGGCUUGGAAGCCUUACAGCUCUGCAGUUCUCGCUGUGGCUUGCCAGGAGGGAGUCCUUCUUUGGCAAGUGGAACCGACAUCUCUUAUUGCAAGACCAUCAUCAGCAUAUGCAUCACUCCUUUCUCGUGAGGGGCACAACCCAGUCAGCAGCAUUGCAUGGCAUCCUAAGGGAACACUCCUAGCAUCAGCUUCUGCAGCUGACUGCUCACUUCUUAUUUGGAAUGUUGCAAUGGAAGAGUGCGUUCCAUUGACACAUAUAUCUGGUGGAGGAGUCUCUCUUAUUCGAUGGUCGCCUGAUGGCUGUCGACUCCUUGCAGCGUCACCACAGAGUCUCUUCAGGGUAUGGCAUACAAACCAGUGGCAGUUUGACAAGUGGUCAACUCAGCAGGGCCGCUGCCGGGCGGCCUGCUGGAGCCCCGAUGGCCGCUGGCUGCUGUGCAGCUUUUCCGACAAGCCUCACCUGUACGCGCUGAGCUUCCCACCUCCAGUUGCAGCCUCUGUCGACGAGGGUGAAGGCAAGUCGUCCACUUGGUCCCCACACCCAGACGCUACCUUUGGGACAGGCUUACCCGUCGCUGACCUCACUGAGGUAGACUUACCACUGCACUCCGAUGCUGGCGAAGGAAUCAGGGUCGGAGGACUUGUGCAGAAUAUGGCCUGGGACAAGCAUGGAGAGCGCUUGGCCAUUUCUUUUAGAGAUCACAGCGAGUACGUUGCUCUGUUUAGGACCAAGACCUCCCCUGUCUUUCAAAUGUUCCCAUGCGGCUUUGUAUCUGGUCCCCCCGGUGAGUCGGCUCAGCUGAUAAGCUUCUACAAUGGCUUUGAAGGUGGCUCACUGCUUACUGUGUGCUGGAGCAAUGGACUGGUGAGUCACGUGCCACUCUGUUACUGCCCCAUCUCGCCUUGCGACUCAUCAGACACAGCAGCCAGCCUUCCCUUUACACCGCUCAGGCCACCGCAUUUGUACAGCACGUGAGCAGAGAGGAGCCAAACAAAGCCACUGUAUGCAUGCUGCCUUCUGAUGGUGCUGCCUGUGGCCUAAUGACAUAUACAGUAUGCCUUAUUCAUUCUGGGCUAAUUAUCUUUUGAAAAUUGUUUAGGUUUUGUAUAUUUUAAUCAAAUGAGUGAUUUUUGUAUAUUAAAUGCAUUGAUUUUACUCGUGUUAGCGUCAAUGACAGAACACACGUUUACAUAACUGAACAAAAAAAAAACAAUGAUGAAAGCAAUUUCCAAGCAAAAAAAUUUGUUAAAUAAGACAGAAAAUAAUGUGACAAAAGAAAAUGAUAACUAAUAAAACAGGCUUUUGGUGCAGGAAGAAUGGGUUGAAAUGUGCUAUGCGUCACAAGUGGUAGUCUGCCGUUGGUGCAAAUACUGACAAAGUAGUCUCAAAGGAGAGGUAAAGUGCCUAGAAAAACCGUUAUGAAGAAAGGCAAUGAAAGGAUUUCAUAAGAUGCAUUGCUGAAUAGCUUUCUGCAAAUCAUGGAAACUCUGGCAAAGAGCAGUGUUGUGAUCGUACACACAUGUAAUGUAUAGUAUUAAUUCAUGCUUUUCUUAGAGGUCCAGUCACAGUCAUAAAGGCAGCCAGUAGAACACCAAGCUUUAUAAGUUCACAGAGGAAGUGCAGGUGUGUGUCAAGGGUACAGGGUAGGCCCUUUACCACCUAUGUAUUUUAAGGCUUCUUUAAGGCUCAUUUUCUCAGAAACUACUGCAUGUAACGCAUUCAGGUUUGUUUCAUUUUAUUCGUUGGAGUUUCUUCUUGCAAUGGAGCUAGAAUUACAAUUGUAUUUCAAGUGUGGACAUUUUUGCAAUUUUUUUGACAAAGCAAUUCAUUUUUGUAACUUAAAUUAAAGAGACAUUAUAUCAUUAUUUUUUAAAUAAAACUGCCAAACAAUGAAAACUAUCCCGCA